Messenger RNA from Durusdinium trenchii, 1497 nucleotides. NCBI's taxonomy places the organism in Eukaryota, Dinophyceae, Suessiales, Symbiodiniaceae. The record is from the annotation of a GenBank genome assembly.
AUGUGGGAAGGACUCCAGAAACACAAAGAGAUAGCAUUAGAAGAAAGCAAAAGAACAGAAGUGGAGAAGCUGCUCAAGUACAAGGCGCUGAAGGUGAUACCACCUCAUGAAGCUCGACUCAUUCGACAAAAGCUGGGACAUCGAAUACUACCAUCUCGAUUCGUGAUCACUGAGAAACCAGACGAAAAAGAACCUGGAAAGUUCAAAAAGAAAGCAAGAUGGUGUAUUCGCGGAUAUUUAGAUCCGGACCUGCACAAAAUCGAGAAACAGGCACCUACGUUGACAAAUGAGGCAUUGAGUUUGGUCCUACAAGUGAGUGCUUCAAUGGACUGGACAUUGAACAUUGGAAACGUGGAAGGCGCCUUCCUACAGGGUGACCAACUAUGUCGCAAAGAAGGAGCACUCUACAUUGAACCUCCACCCGGAGGUAUGCCUGGAAUAGCGGAAGGAAGUACAACAUUGUUCAAAGAGCACAUCACAGACAAACUCAGAAGCAGGUACCCUUUCAAACAUUGGAAGACAGACGGAGGUGAGUUUCUUGGUCGAGUGAUACAUCGCUCGCCGGACGGCUUCACUAUCGAACAGACAGAGUACGCAGAGAAGCUCAACACCAUCAAGAUCACAAGGGAAAGACGACGGGACAAGGGUCAACCCCUCACAGAUCGGGAAAAGAGUCAACUACGUGGAGUAGCAGGGGGACUCAAUUGGUUGUCAACAGCUACACGACCUGAUUUAGCAGCCAUGACAGCCAAGGUACAACAGAACAUUCAAAAUGGUACAGUCGAACAGAUUGCAGAAGCAAACAAAGCAGUGGCAGAGGCGCGAGACUUCAAGCAUGUAGCAAUCAAGGUGGUACCAAUACCACUCAACGAACUUGCAAUUUUGAUGACAGCAGAUGCAUCAUGGGCUACAGAGUCAGACUUGAAGAGUCAAGCUGCAUACAUGGUUUGCGCAACCACCAAGGCCAUGCACAGUGGCAAAAUCACCCCAGUGACACCGCUAAAGUGGAAAAGUCAGAAGCAGGACAGAGCCGUAAGUAGCACCUUAGCUGCUGAACUCUAUACUGUUUCAAAGGGUGUGGCCGAAGCUGUAUGGAUGAAACAAUUUUUCUUGGAGGUUUUGAAUUCGGAAUAUGAUUUGGACAAUCAAGAAGAGUUGACACAUGAUAUCGACAUCAUUGCAUGUACAGACAACAAGCCACUAUUUGACCAUGUCAGGAACGACACCGGCAUGGUUCAUGACAAGCGGCAAGCUAUAGAAGUCUUGCUACUACGUCGGGACAUCAAAAUGCACCGAGUACACAUUAGGUGGAUAGAUACCAAACAAAUGCCAGUGGACUGCAUGACAAAAUUGUCUGUUCGGCCUACAUUGUCUCGACAUGUACUACAGCAAAGUACGUAUGCGAUCAUGGAAGAGCAAGAAAUGUUGAAUGCCAAGCGUGCACAAAGACAAUACAAGCAGUCGCACAUGCAACAGUCCGGGGUGUGUGAAAUGUAG